Molecule: messenger RNA, 2459 nt
Organism: Dicentrarchus labrax (European seabass)
Lineage: Eukaryota; Metazoa; Chordata; Actinopteri; Moronidae
Gene: stmn2b
Product: stathmin 2b
Exons: 5
Coding region: 150-689 (179 amino acids)
Biological process (GO): microtubule depolymerization; regulation of microtubule polymerization or depolymerization; neuron projection development
Cellular component (GO): cytoplasm; growth cone; neuron projection
Molecular function (GO): tubulin binding
Source: RefSeq, a predicted model, not a curated record
AGCUCAUAACAGACCACCAGGCGCACCGGCAGCCACCUUCUCUGCUGACUCAGUUGUGCCUUACCAGCAGUCCCUUCACCCCGAGAUACAGCAUCCAGCAACCGACGCACACUCCUCCGGUCAACCCGCCCCGACACCACCGUACAGAAAUGGCUAAGACCGCAAUCGCUUACAAAGAGAAGAUGAAGGAGAUCUCAGUUCUCUCACUCAUCUGCUCCUGUCUGUAUCCCGAGACCCGCAAAAACAUCAUGGGUGACUUUGAAGACAUGGACAUCAAGCCUAUUAACAAGCGAGCCUCAGGCCAGGCUUUUGAGGUCAUCCUGAAGCCGUCCUCCCCUGUGUCUGAUGUUGCCCACUGCGUCACCACCCCCCCAAAAAGAGACCUUUCCCUGGAGGACAUCCAGAAGAAACUGGAGGCGGCUGAGGACCGGAGGAGAUCCCAGGAGGCGCAGGUACUCCUGGCCCUGGCUGAGAAGCGGGAGCAUGAGCGCGAAGUCCUGCUGAAGGCCAUGGAGGAGAACAGCAACUUCAGCCGCAUGGCCGAGGAGAAGCUCCAGAUGAAGAUGGAGCAAAAUGAGGAGAAUCGGAUGGCUUACCUGGCCGCCAUGAUGGAGCGCCUGCAAGAAAGGGAGAGGCAUGCUCAGGAGGUGCGCAGGAACAAGGAGUUGAGAGAAGAAGUGACAGCGUGAGAAGCCCCAACAGGUUCUACGUCCUACCCCCAAACCCCCCCAACCCGCCACCACCCCCGAACCUGAGGAACACCCCUCCCCCCACCUUAUCCCACAUGUCCCCAUCCCUCCACCCCCUCGCCAUAUUCCCCCAUACUACUAUGAAACUACCACAACCUGAGACACCACCCCGAGACAGUGGGAGGUUCAAAUGGGGUUGGGGGUGGACAAAAAAAAAGCAAAAAUAAUUCCAAAAAAGAAAAAUUAAUGUCUCCCACCCACUCUUCCCAAAAAAGAAUGUUUUUGCUCUGUUUCAAAUGAGAAAAAAAGGAAAAAAAAUCAAAUUGACAAGCGACAGUGGUUGGUUUUUGUAAAUACUUCUUUUUUUGUUAUAUACAGUACGAUACAAGCAGCAAAAGUAUUGAUUGCAGUGUGCCAUUUUUCUAUAUAAGUUUCCUCUCCUUGCAUAUAUAUGGAUGUAAUGAUUUGUUAAUUUUCAUGUUUGUUCAUUUCAGCCUGAGAAUCAUUUCAGGCGUAGGUGUUUGUUGUGAGUUUGCCAGCUAGCUGAUGUUUGCUGUGACUGGCUGCGUCCUCAUAAGGCUUGCAUCCUGGCUCCGUUCCCUCAUCCCUUCAAGUGGGCACUUACUCAUUUGACCCUGCGGAUCUGGAAACAAAAUUGGAUCCGUGUUUGGUCGGAGUGAUUUUCCAUCCAGUUUAUGCCAAUGUUCCAAUUAGCAAGGGACAUGUGCAGGAAAGUUGGCACAAGGAAAGGGGACAGUUUGCUUUCUGUGGGGACUGCAAGCCAUCGCUGCACAUACACUCCUGUGAGGUAGAUGGUGACUGUACCACAGGAGAACACUAUAGCAUUUAAUGAGCCCAUCCCCAUCCUCCUUCCCUCCGUCUGCAACCUCUCCAUCUCUCCACAUACAUACAUACCGUAGAAGCACUCACUCACACGCUCUCCACAUGGGCAGGCAUUUAGCCAAUCAUAGCACAGAGCUCAGCGGGAGCUCGCUAAAUUCUGUCCAUCUGGCACCAGAAAGCUCACAUAACAUCCCUUACCAAUGGCGGGCCUCUUAUAUUCCUCAGAAACAAGCUUCCAGACACAUUUCUAAUCAUGUUUUACUGUAAUAUACAAGACAACUGAGAUUAAAGUGCAUCUGAAGAAUGAUGGAGGGCAAAAAAACUUCACCUGAGAUCAGACUGUGAAUCUUACACUGGAGAAAAUACAAAUAAAUGCCACCGUUCUCCAUUUCAUAGAGGCUAGAGUAGUGCUCAACAUCAUCAGCACCUACUGGAAUCAUUGCACUUCACUCCAAGACACUGUAAAUGCCACUGAAAGGUUGGCACAAGAAAGAUAUUGAAGCCAUAACAGGUAUCGCUGCAACAAUGAUUCAUGAACACAGUAUUGCCAUCUGUAAAGGUGUAUAUGAGUGUAUUAAAGUAUCCAAAUAGUUUGUUUACCAGGGGUGUUGAAGCCUGAGGUUGAACCCUGUCGCUCACACACGCACGGUAUUGGCCCAUAGAUGUGUGUGAGUGUGUGUGUGUAUUUCAGAAAGGACGGGUAGAUAAGCGAAUGUUUGUGCCAUGUGAAAUUGACCCGGUGAAGUAUAAACCAACACCACUACAGUGUGUAACAGCUGUCACAAGUACAUCACAGACAGUGACUAUCCUACCUGCCUCUCUCGCUCUCUCUUUCUCUCCUCUGUCCAUCUGUGUGUUUCCCCCUCUCCACAUAUAUCUUUGUGAGCAAGCAGUGGUUAAUAAAGAUUUGGGGUUCAGUGAAUAAAA